Messenger RNA from Strongylus vulgaris, 504 nucleotides. The record is from the annotation of a GenBank genome assembly. Lineage: Eukaryota; Metazoa; Nematoda; Chromadorea; Rhabditida; Strongylidae.
AUGCAAGAAGAAAGCAAUGGAAGAAGCCAUUUCUCCAUGGCAAAGGAAGCCGCAGAUUGGAUUCUUUCGCGAAAGGCGGGUCUUUCAAACUGUCAUCUUGCAUUGCGAUUUGCUGAAUAUGUUCAUAUAUUUACUCAGGCUAAAGAGCGCAUUUCAAUCAUUCUUUUUGGCUGUGAGGAGACGAAGAACCCGCUCGACAUCAAGGGAGUGCUCCUGCAAAACGAAGUCCUCUCGCCUUUGAGUUUCGACCACCUUCGCUUUCUGAGCCAUGAAGUAAACAGCAGUGCAGCAGGCGUUGGCAAUGCUAUUGAUGCUCUUGUUGUUGCUACCGACUUCUUACAUCAACAGACAGAUGGUGACGUCGCUGUGCAAUCAAAAAACAUUCUUAUCUUCACCAAUGGAAUCCCCCCUUUUGAUGCUCGCAAGUCUGAAGUAUCUGCAUUAGUAAAUGGAAUUAAUGCCAUGGAGGCCACUCUUGUGGCAAUGUAUGUUUACUUCUGUUGA